GGUGACGUCGCCGCGUUUCCGGUGGGCGGCUUUGUGGUGUCGGGAUCAGUGAGUGUGGUCGGGCCGGACCGGGCCGUUUAAGGUUGAGCUGUGACCGGGCCGAGUAAGAGACGAGACGAACCGUUUCUCGGCCAUAUUCCUCCAGCUCGGGUAUACGAGCGGGCUAGCGGCGGCGAGCCGGAGAGCGGGGCCAACAGCCGGGUAGGAGCCCGGGAUGAGCGCCGCCGGCUCCACACUGACGACAAGACGCGCAGGAGCUUCGGCGGAGCCAGGAAAAACGGGAGAUGAACAACGCACUUGAGGAGACGAGCCCUCUUUCUGGGGCUGGGCUUCAGCUCAACUAAAGGCUUUACUUGGAUUUUACAGAGGGAAGGAGAGAUCUCUUUCUUGUUCUGUUAUAGGGAGGUGGUCGCCGAUAAAGAAGAAAAUAUUAUGACCAGCUGGGCCUGAGCGCAGUAUUCGUUUUUUUUCCCUUUUAACUUAAACCGUGAAAAUGUCAGUUCCUGCCUUUUUAAAUGUGAAAUAAAUCACUGCUUUGAUCUCUUUUGGGUAACUGGACGCUGCUCACCGGCCGCCGUUUGAGGACGAUAAUUUUGAGAGUUAAAACAAAACUUGAGAGAAUAAAAUGUCAGCGAAGGUUCGCCUGAAGAAGUUGGAGCAGUUGCUCCUGAACGGACCUCAGAUGAAUGCAAGUUCAAUGAGUGUGGAGACUUUGUUGGAUAUUUUAAUAUGCCUUUACAACGAAUGUUGCAGCUCGCCUAUACGACGGGAAAAAUACAUUGCAGAAUUCCUGGAAUGGGCAAAACCAUUCACCUCGACUGUAAAGGAGCUGCGGCUACACCGAGAUGACUUUGAAAUGUUGAAAGUCAUCGGUAGAGGAGCAUUUGGUGAGGUGGCAGUUGUGAAGAUGAAAAACACUGAACGUGUUUAUGCUAUGAAAAUACUUAAUAAGUGGGAGAUGCUGAAACGUGCUGAGACCGCUUGCUUUCGAGAAGAAAGGAAUGUUCUGGUGAAUGGUGAUUGCCAGUGGAUUACUACCUUACACUAUGCCUUCCAAGAUGACAACUACUUGUAUUUAGUCAUGGACUACUAUGUGGGUGGGGAUCUACUGACGUUGCUCAGCAAGUUUGAAGACCGACUUCCAGAAGAAAUGUCCAAAUUUUACAUCGCAGAAAUGGUGUUAGCUAUCGACUCCAUUCACCAGCUGCAUUAUGUGCACAGGGACAUAAAGCCUGAUAAUGUUUUGCUGGACAUGAAUGGACAUAUACGUCUUGCUGACUUUGGUUCCUGCCUGAAGUUAAUGAAUGAUGGCACUGUACAAUCUUCUGUGGCAGUUGGUACUCCUGACUACAUCUCUCCAGAAAUCUUGCAAGCAAUGGAGGAUGGAAUGGGAAAGUAUGGACCAGAAUGCGAUUGGUGGUCUCUUGGUGUAUGCAUGUAUGAAAUGCUUGUUGGCGAAACACCAUUUUAUGCAGAAUCACUGGUAGAAACGUAUGGGAAAAUUAUGAAUCACCAAGAACGAUUCCAGUUUCCAUCUCACAUCACUGAUGUGUCUGAUGAAGCCAAGGAUUUGAUACAGCAAUUAAUCUGCAGUAGAGAACAUCGCAUUGGAAAAAAUGGAAUGGCAGAUUUCAAAAAACAUUCCUUUUUCAAAGGGAUUGAUUGGGAUAACAUCAGAAAUAUUGAAGCACCUUAUAUUCCUGAAGUCAGCAGUCCAACAGACACUUCAAACUUUGAUGUAGAUGAUGAUGUUCUCAAAAAUCCAGAGUUGGUGCCUCCAGCCACGCAUACUGCUUUUUCUGGACUGCAUCUGCCAUUUGUAGGCUUCACAUUUACCACCAGCAGUCCUUUGUCAGACAGAGCUUCUUUGCGACAAGUUAUGCGAUCAGAUUCAAUUGAUGGGGACACAGAUGUACGACUAGACUUGGAAAACAGUUUGCAAAUAGAAGCUUACGAGAGGCGAAUCCGCAGACUUGAACAGGAAAAAUUAGAACUUACCAGGAAACUGCAAGAAUCCACUCAGGCAGCACAGUCACUUCAUAGUUCAGCACGUGGAAUGGGAACUAUCAGCAGAGAUAAGGAAAUCAAGAAGUUAAAUGAGGAAAUGGACAAACUGAGAAAAAAGUUAGCAGAAUCUGAUCGGUUAGAACAUCAACUUGAAAAUGCAGUGUCUCUCCGCCAAGAUUUUGAGGAAAGUACAAACAAAGUAAAAGCACUAGAAAAACAGGUUAAAGCACUUAAACAAGAAAAGGAAGAAAAUCACAAGCAACUUGUUGAAACUCUUGAAAGACAAAAGUCACAAACAAAGGAAUUGAAGGAUGCACAUCAGCAGAGGAAAAUUGCAAUGCAGGAGUUCUCCGAACUUAAUGAACGGAUGGCAGAGUUGCGCUCACAGAAACAGAAAUUGUCCCGAAAUCUCCGUGACAAAGAGGAAGAGUUGGAAGUAGCAAUGCAGAAAAUUGACACGAUGCGUCAAGAUAUCCGAAAAGCAGAGAGGACCAGAAAGGAGUUGGAAGCCAAGUUGGAAGACUCAAUGGCUGAAGCAUCAAAGGAACGAAAGCUUCGAGAACACAGUGAGACUUAUUCCAAACAACUGGAAAGUGAAUUGGAAACGUUGAAGCUGAAGCAAGGUGGUCGGGCUGCUGGAUCCAGCUUGCAGCACCAACAAGAACUCUCCAAGGUAAAAGCGGAGCUGGAGAAGAAACUGCUUUUCUAUGAAGAGGAACUGGUGAGAUGUGAAGCUGCACACAGCACUGAAAUUAAGAACCUUAAAAAGGAGCUCCAUGAUUCAGAUGCUCAGCAUUUAGCCCUGCAAAAGGAUGUCAUGAUAUUAAAGGACAAAUUGGAGAAAGCCAAGAGAGACAGGCACAAUGAAAUGGAGGAGACUCUAGGUGAACUAAAAAAGAAAUAUGAAUGUGAGCGAAACAUGCUGAUUGAAGAGAACAAGAAAUUUUCAGUUGAGAAUGAUCGAAUGUGUACAUUUGUGGAUAAGCUUACAACACAGAACAGACGACUUGAAGAUGAAUUACAGGACCUUGCAGCUAGAAAAGAAUCAGUGGCUCACUGGGAAGCUCAGAUUGCAGAGAUUAUACAAUGGGUGAGUGAUGAGAAAGAUGCAAGAGGAUACCUACAGGCUCUGGCAUCCAAAAUGACAGAAGAACUUGAAUCGCUGCGGAAUUCUAGUCUAGGUUCAAGAACACUGGAUCCUCUGUGGAAAGUCAGACGCAGUGCAAAAUUGGAUAUGUCAGCGAGGUUAGAGCUGCAGUCAGCUCUUGAGGCAGAAAUACGUGCUAAGCAACUGGUACAAGAAGAGCUAAGCAGAGUGAAAGCUACUAAUAUGGCAUUUGAGAGUAAACUGAAGGAGGCAGAUGGCAAGAAUCAAAAAUUUGUAGAAGAGAUACAGAAUUUAAAGAAAGAAUUAGAAGAAAGCAAAACCAGAACAGAAAAAGGUCUCAAACUUCCAGACUUUCAGGAUUCUAUUUUUGAUUACUUUAACACCUCUCCGAUUCCACAUGACUUGGGAUUUAAAGGCUCUGUUUCUUCCUCGUCUACAUCAUCUCUCCUAGCGUUUUGGGAAGAACCCUGCUUUAUAAAGAACAAACAUAGUGGUUCCAUUAGUGAGUCUGAUUUGGUGGGCCCAAAACCAGAACCAUCAUCCCAUUCUCCAUCACCAUCAGUUUCUAGCAAUUUAGAGCGGAGGGACGUAAGUAUUGAGCCACUAACACCCCAGCAAACUGUUCCUGCUGCUACAUCUCCUAUAUUUGUUCAGCCUACACCUUUGCCUAAGCCUAAAGCCCAUCAGGUCAGUAUCAGAAAUUUCUCAAGCCCUACACAGUGUAGCCAUUGUACGUCUCUAAUGGUGGGUUUAGUGCGACAGGGAUAUGCCUGCGAUGUAUGCUCAUUUAUAUGCCACGUAUUGUGCAAGGACAGUGCACCUCAAGUAUGCCCACUUCCAUCUGAGCAAGCAAAGAGGCCACUUGGAAUUGAUGUUCAGAGGGGAAUUGGUACAGCUUACAAAGGCUACGUAAAGGUUCCCAAGCCCACAGGAGUGAAGAAAGGCUGGCAAAGAGCAUAUGCAGUGGUUUGUGAUUGUAAGCUUUUUCUAUAUGACGUAGCUGAAGGCAAAUCUAUGCAGCCUGGAGUUGUUGCGAGCCUGGUAUUGGAUUUGAGAGAUGAAGCCUUUUCUGUGAGUUCAGUGUUUGCAUCUGAUGUCAUUCAUGCUACCCGGAAGGAUAUUCCAUGUAUUUUCAAGGUGACAACUUUGCUGCUCUCCUCACCUUCAAAGACCUGUUCAUUACUAAUCCUGACAGAAAGUGAAAGUGAGAAAAGGAAAUGGGUUGGAAUCCUAGAAGGAUUGCAGAAUAUCCUACAAAAAAAUAAACUUAGGAACAGAGUUGUAUAUAUUCCACAGGAAGCAUAUGAUAGUACACUGCCUUUCAUUAAAACAAGUUUAUCUGCUGUUGUUAUCGAUCGUGAGCGUAUAGCUCUGGGUACAGAGGAAGGACUAUAUGCAGUCGAGUUAACACGAGAUAUGAUUGUUCGAGCAGCUGACUGUAAAAAAGUCUACCAGAUUGAGCUCAUUCCCAAAGAAAAUCUCAUUGUCCUUAUUUGUGGCCGAAACCGACACGUUCAUUUUUAUCCAUGGGCUGCUUUUGAUGGACCUGACACCACCUUUGAUAUUAAACUCACUGAAACAAAAGGCUGCCAGAGCAUGGCUUCUGGAUCCAUGCGGCAGGGUAUUGUGAGCGCUCUUUUUGUGGCAGUGAAACGGCAAAUCCUGUGCUAUGAAAUUAGCCGAACUAAACCUUAUUACAAGAAAGUCAAUGAAAUUCAGGCCCUAGGGAAUGUGCAAUGGAUGGCAGUCUUUGAAGAAAAACUUUGUGUUGGCUACCCUUCUGGAUUUUCACUGCUUAACAUCCAGGGAGAUGGACCUUCGGUUAAUCUUGUAAAUCCAGUGGAUUCAUCACUUGCAUUUCUCUCACAGCAACCUUUUGAUGCUCUCUGUGCUAUGCAGCUUAGCAGUAAAGAGUACUUGCUCUGCUUUAGCCAUGUUGGUGUAUAUGUGGACUUGCAAGGGAGAAGAUCACGAAUGCAAGAGCUGAUGUGGCCUGCAGUUCCUGUUGCCUGCGGUUACAGUUCUUCAUAUCUAACGGUAUACAGUGAGUAUGGUGUGGACGUCUUUGAUGUGAACACAACGGAAUGGGUCCAAACAAUUCCACUUCGGAAGAUCAGACCAUUAAAUGCUGAAGGUUCACUAAACCAGCUCAACUCGGAACCUCCACGGUUAAUAUAUUUCAAGAAUAACUACUCUGAGGGAGAUAAUUUGAGCGUGCCAGACACUUCAGACAACAGCAGAAAACAGAUGCUCAGAACCCGCAGCAAAAAGCGUUUUGCUUUUAAGAUACCAGAAGAGGAAAGGUUACAACAAAGACGGGAAAUGCUGAGAGAUCCUGAGAUGCGGUCAAAACUGAUAUCAAAUCCAACAAACUUUAACCAUGUAGCUCACAUGGGGCCAGGAGAUGGCAUGCAAGUACUUAUGGAUCUCCCACUGAGCGUGUCACCAGUAUCACAGGAUGAGCAGUUGAGAGAGAAACGUGCUUCCCAAUCUAAUCCUUCAAGACAACAACGAAGCAAACAGUACCUUACACGUACAGCAUCAGGUGGGGAAGGUGUUAUGACGGCACGUAAUAUUUCUGAUCCUGAUCAAGAUUUUGAGAGAGAGCAGGAUUCUGAUUCAACAAGACAUUCGACUCCUUCAAACAGCUCUAAUCCAAGUAGCCCACCGAGUCCAAACUCUCCUCACAGGAACCAAAUUACACUGGAUGGUUUGGACCAUUCCACUUGUGAUGCGUGACUUUUGCCUCCAGUAACACUUUACAGAUCAUAAAGCCACACAACAAUAGGAUUCUCCGUUUCAUGGAUUCUUUUCCUCUUGAAAAAUGGAGUUUUGCUGAAUUGUUCCAAGAAAGUGCCAAGAAUGGAGAAUACUUCCUUCUGUUAAUCCUUGCUGAUUGCACAUUAAAUUAUAUAUUCAGGCUCCUUUAUGAGCAUUUCCAGCUUAUUUUGACUAUCAGCCCAAUACAAUGACUGUGUUACUCGUAUUCUUUGGUGAUUACGGUUUUGUGCAGUGUUGUUGUUAAGUUGCCGCCUUUAACAGCCAGAUGAUUUUGGGAUUGUGAAGCCCACACAUUCUUUCACACCAAACUUUCCUUCCAAAUUUCUGAUAUAGUUGGUAAAUGGUGAAAUAAAAUUGUCCAUGUACUGUUCCUGUAUCUUAGUUUAUAUAUUAAAAAAGAAAAAAAUGUUUUCUUCAGGGUAUACAUGACACUAGUAAAUAAUACUGUGAAUAAGAAUUUUAGUUGCUUUUUGUAUUACUGUUUUUAACUUUUGAAGUAGAUGUCCUUUCUUUGUGCUGUAUUGUAGUGAAAGAACAUAUCUAUGUUUAUCAAUGUCUAUGGGCCCAACGCAGAAAUAUUAAUGCUGGGAAGCACCAGACUUGGACCUGCUGCAUUCUCCAAUAUACAAUUAUUGUAAGAUUUGACAAAUUAUGAUUGUCCUUAUUGCUGAUUAAGAGGUAGUAUAAAUAUAAGGCAGUGGACUCUGGGAUACAAGAAAGCUACAUUAAUUUGAUCAUUUUCAAAUUCAGUUUUUGCAUGAAAAUACAUACCAUCAAAACAUGUUGUACUGGUUGAAAAUCAAAAGAUAUCCACAGUAGUCUUGUACAUUUUGAUAUGCACCCAGAUGAUGUGCUCCUGGUGGAUGCAAUUAAUGUGUACGUGUGUCAAUGUAUAUAUAACUCAUGUUCGGUGUAUGAUAACAUUCUUACUCAUUGAAGUGUCCAUAUUGCAUUAAAGGCUUAUACACCACAGCCAGUAUAUCCAAUUUGUCAUCACACCUGUGUGCCUUCCGUGCUGUAUUUGUGACAACUUACUAUUCAUACAGAUGCAGUAUGAUUUCCCUAUUCAAGAUCACUGCAAAGAGCUUGCAUGUUUUAGUCACCCAGAUCCCUGACUGAGUGGAUAAUUGUGACGUGCCACGUUAAGCAACUAAUCAAACUUCUUUCAUUUACUUAAAAGGGCUCACUGUGGAGCCUAACACUACUGGUGAAACAGGUUUUUUUUAUGUUAUUUUGUGAAAGUGGAUAGUGUUAAAAAUCAGCUAACCACUCUUUGUAAUUAUGGAAUUGUGCUUUGACAAAAUAUUGAAUAUUGACUUGUCAAUAAAGCAUACGAGGGAGGUAACAAACUGUUUAAUAGUCUGUU
Molecule: messenger RNA, 7262 nt
Organism: Stegostoma tigrinum
Lineage: Eukaryota; Metazoa; Chordata; Chondrichthyes; Orectolobiformes; Stegostomatidae
Gene: cdc42bpb
Product: CDC42 binding protein kinase beta (DMPK-like)
Exons: 39
Coding region: 626-5854 (1742 amino acids)
Biological process (GO): actomyosin structure organization; peptidyl-threonine phosphorylation
Cellular component (GO): cytoskeleton; cytoplasm
Molecular function (GO): ATP binding; protein serine/threonine kinase activity
Source: RefSeq, a predicted model, not a curated record